UGACAGCUUUCAUGUUGCAGAAUUAUUUUGUAAAAAAAAUCCACUUGGAAAUGAACUCUUCCAAGAUUUUCGACGAAAAAUAGUGAAAAACUCAUUCCUUGAGGCGUGUAAGAAGUUUGUGAGAAUCAAACACCUUAAAACGAAGCAUAGCGACGUAAGGUAAUGAACAAAUAAGCUCGCGCUGUGUAUCCUUUGCCACUGUUUGUGCUGCGCUGUACUAUUCAGUGAGCUAUUGCGCGUGUGUGUGUUUGUGCUACACUCGGUGUGUAUGUGCGUAUGUGUAGAAUCAAAAAGUAAAAUUAUGACAGCUACUGCAGGGGGCAUCAGCACUGGUCUGCUGCAUUCCGGUUGUUAGAUUUUGGGCGAACAGAAAAUAAAGUGUGCAGUGAGGAACAACCACAACCACACCGAACAAUAGAAACCUCUCCCUGCGGCUGUGAAUUACGGUACGGUGUCGGCAAAGGUCGGCCAACAGACGCGAGAGCGAAAGCAACCGGCCACUGCAAAAAGGGCGACAACGAGAGCAACACUGUCUCUGACACGGCCGUGUCUGCGCCAGAGCUAGCAAGGCAACGGCAGCGCUGACGGUAAAGCUAUCUCGUAACAAACCAUCCCGAAGUGACCAAUCGCACAGAAAACAGGACAAUGGGCGACAGCAAUACGGCAGCAAAGCAUCAGGGCAGCAGCACGGACGGUGGUGGUGGUGCCGCUGCAGGCGCCAGUCACCUGAUGCCGGGCGGGGCAGCAGGCGGAGCGGGUGGGCUUGCCGGUGGGCUGCAGCACGAGGGCAGCACGGAAGACAUCGAGCGGCAGCUGGAGGCACUGGAUCAGGAAAGUGAUUCCGAUUCGGAAUCGCUCGAGGAGCUGGACGCGUGCGAAAAUAUCGAAGUCGUCAAUCCGGACCGGACGGCGGCGGACCAUUCGGAUCCCGCCCUGGACGUUACCAUCCGCUACACGAUCUGCCUGUUCUGCAAGAAGCCGUUCCAGCUGAAGAAGGAGCUGAAGAAGCACCUGUUCGAGCACAUGAAGAACCUGAAGCCGAUGAAGGAGAAGAAGAUCGUGGAGAAAAAGUUCAAAUGUCACAAGUGCUUCAAAACGUACACAGAGAAGGCCCGGGCCGAGAAGCACAUGACCAAGUGCAAGAAGGUGUCGAAGCUGCUGCUCGACAUGAGCAAUGCCGGGGACGGGCGGAUACUGGGCGGCACCGAGUACGAUGCCGCGAUCGCGGAGAAAAGCGCCAAGAGCAGCAUGAAGAGCGGUGGCAAGUUCCGCGAGCCUACCUCACCGCGCUCGCUCGUCUUCGAUCCGGACAUGGCGGACAGUGACGAGCGCUGGGCCUCGACGGCGGUGCGGGUACCGUCCGACGAACGAAGGGAGCGCAACCAGGUGGUGCACUUCGACGAGCGAACAACCAAGGGUGGUGGCGGUGGUCCGGGCAGCUCGGACGAAUCGCCCACCUCGCCCGGUACCGGCGGACACUUUCAGAAGUGCUCGUAGAGUCCGACGCAUCCCGCAGCCGAAACGCGCGGCUAACCGUAAAGCACGGCGGUAAAGUUGAUCCCGAUGCAUCCGGCCACUCGGUGCAUCGCGGGCACCACACGUACAUCGGGCGGCUUGACCGACGGAUGUAAUGUGCUAACAACAGCCUGUGUUUCUUCGUGUUCCUUAGUUACAUUUUGUUUCGUUCUUUACUUCAUAUGUAUGUGUGAGUGAGUGUGUGUGUUUGUGCACAUACCCGGCACAUAAUACACUCGCGCGACGGGUGCUCGGGGUAAUUUGUGCGUAUUUUAAAUUGCUCACCAUUGACAUUGACCCAUCCAGCACUGAUCCCUCGUAUUGGGGGAAGCAUAUACAACACUAAAUUCUGCAUUCUGCUCAUAUUGUUUCGUUCCCUUUACCCCCGUGUGUGUGUGUGUGAGUCUGUGUGUGUUGCGUGCAGCGAUGAGUGUAAAGAUAUAUUAUUUCUGGUGCUAAACAUUUUACCAACCUGGGCAUGCCAUGGGUAACGAUGGUGAGACUUUGACGUGUUUCUCAGAUGAUUCAAAUAUCCCUUCACCAUACCACCCGUACCAUUAGUACAUCUCGUUGAAAUGUCAUACCUUAAAGUACGCUUUAAGCAGCUCGCAUGUGGUCGCUUUUAUCCCAGUUUUGUCUCCCCCACCCCAUUUAGUUUGCUAUCUGUAUUACUGUAUUACUGUAAACCCCCCUCCCCCCUAUCCGACCAACGCAACGUAACGAAAAGGAAUGCCAAACAAGCACAACAAAGUGCGAUACAAGUCGUACGCUUACAUUUUUACGUGGUUUAAACCGGGAACGGGCGAUGAAGAGAAGAGUAAGGCAAAAACAAACAAAAAAAAAACGACAUCCAUUCUAAUUAUUAUUACAGCCGUAACUUAUUUACGCGUAGCAACACAUUACACAAAAACACAUACACGCGCACCACAAAAGAAGCAAGCAAAUGAGUAAACUCGUUUACGAAUGAUGAUAAAACAAAGGGAAAAGAAAAGAAAAUGAAACAAAUUACACACCAACACACAUACAUACUACGCAAACAGUAACAGUUAGUAUACAUAUUAAUAUAAUCAUUAUUUAAAAGUUAAGCAUUGUGAUACUUGCCACAUACGUUUAAUUAAAUUCUACUCCCCCUCCCCGCAAAACAUACCCAACAUAACGUACCAUUCGUUGUAUAUAGUUAUACUUGUAUGAAUAUUAAUGCCUGUGCUCUAUUGAUAAUAAUGUGUAUUAUAUCCUCUAUCGCUUCUUGUACCAGUGUACCCGUUCCUUCCCGCUACUCUCCACCCGGGUUCAAUGUGUGUACCAGCGUAUGAAUGAGUCAUCCGUUUAUCAUUUUGAUAUCGCAGAUUAUUUAAACUGCUCCUAUCAUCAUCAUCAUCAUCAUUAUCACACUCAAACACCCCGCUGGAUAACGAUGAAGAAGGGUACGGAAUUUGCGUAUUAUUCAUCCUCCAUUGGUGACGGUAUCGUUAGUCAUUUGGACAAAUUUACCUGUUUUUGUAUUACCACAACUUUACUAGGAUUUCCCCGUAAAAGUGUCCACAGCUCACGGCCUCGUUUUAAGCGUGUAAACACAGUUAAGUGAUACUUUGCAUUGCUUUUGUCCCGUGCAAAGAAGCGUUCAAUAUUCCCCACUACUCUAUGGCUCCAUUAUUCAUUCACAUUUUAUCACUCACACAAGUCGGAUAUUUUGUCACAAUGUCCAAAAUAAUGGACACAAUGAAAAUCCCUUGCUUAUGUUUGUGCGCCCCAGCCACCUGCCUCGCCCGCCUGCCCUCUCCACGCCGUGUAUCAUUAGAAAUGGCAAUCAGUAAUAAAGGGGCGGGAGGCGGGAGUUAGGUAAGGUUGAAGUGAGCAAAAAUGCUUACCUUCUUACUAGUCGUAUAAUGUGUUGUGUGUGUGUGUUGCAUUGGUGGUAUUAGGACGGUAUCGAAAUCAAACGUUAGUUUAUAGAGUGGUAGAGAAAGGCGAAUGUAAGCAUGGAAUUGAAACGCCCCCGCGGAAGAUGUGCAUGUGCAUGCAAUUUGCGUUAUUCAGGACCGACAGAUGGCCAAUAGAUGUCGUUUGCACAAAACGCGACGGUUCAGUGUUACGGCGAAGGUUGGCAAAACCACGCGCUUCGAACAAUCAUUGCGAGGAAGAAGUGAAAUUGAACAACAAUCUCGAAUUUUGUGCUCGGAAUUCAUCUCAAGCUCUAAGAGAAGCCACAUGCGCAAGCAAGUGUGUGAAACCAUCUUUUUAAUUCAAAACGAAGUAAAAAUCGUUACACAUACACACAAUCAAGAAGAGAAGAGCACGAACUUUGAUCGAAUAGGCUCCCGCGCGACACGCGAAUAAUGACUAAACAAUAAUAAUAAUUAUAAUAAUUAUAACAAAUAUAUACUGUUGAAUAUACCAAUUUAUCCUUUUCCUUUUCCACUUCGAUCAAUCUAACGAAAUAUCACGCUGUGUGUGUGUGUCUGUUUGAAGAGGAGAAAUAUCACGACGCCGCGGGCCAUAGCAAACUAUCACGAAAGUUAAAUAAAAGACUUAACAAACUUGCUUAGGAGAAGGCUGAUAAGCAAGAGAGGAUGGUAAAAAUUUAAAAAGUAAACGCAUCUACAAUCAUUCUACGGCGAGGGAUGUGAAACAAUUAGGCGCAAAACGUGUGUUUGUUACUGUGUUUGGUUGAAUAUAGUACAACGGCAUCACUUCACCUCUCCCACACACCACAGCAUUGUAUGUGUGUGUGUGUGUGUAUGUGUGUCGAAAGAAGGUAUGUGUGCGUGUGUCUAAUUGUAUGUGUGUGUGCAUGUUUAAUGGAUGUCUAAAUUGUCGGAUUAGAUGCUAAAGCCCCUUUUCAAAUUAACGUGUAAAGAUAAGGCAAAUUAGAACCGGCCAUGUGAGAAGAGCGUUGAAUGGCAAUGGGUCGACACUGGAAACAAACGUAUUUUGGCAAAUUUUGUGCUAUUUAUUUGUUAACACACAAAAAAAACCCGCCCCUCUAACUAGUGAUGGGUAGCAGUUCCGUAGUAGCAGAACGAAUCUACUAGCUCCUAGUAGCUGAAAGGCCAAAGAAAGCAGUCUCUUGUAUAUCUGCGCCCUCGUAGAGAUCCCCUGUCCUUGGAAAGAAUUCGAGAAAGUUUUCCAUUGUAUUAGAUUUUUUUUCUUAUUUUCAAAGUCUCUGCUUGUGAAGGAUUUCUUUAGUACAUCAAAUACGAAAGAAAGUACUGACUUGUCGGAUGAAAUAGGAACGAAGUGGCAACGGGGUUAGUGUAUUAGAGUGUAUAGGUUUAUACCUAACGUAUUAAGAAAAGCAGGACGUAACCCUCUAUCUAAUAAGAUAACGAAUCUGCCCUAGUAUGUAUCUGUAUUAGUGAGUAUGAAUAUAUCCCUAAAAGCAUGGCUCAAUGAAUGAUUGUAUGUUUCUUCCAAUUUAUUCAUUUCUAACAUGCGAUCUCCUCUAUAGAAACUUUUGCUCGAAUUUCUUUCUAUUUUCUCCAACUAUGUUUUCAUCUAACGUCCGUUGUUGUUAUAUGUGCAUGGGGUGCGUUGUGUGUGUGUGUGGCAGCUAAUAAGUGAAAGAAUAACAAAAAAAAUAAUGCAAACCGAUCGAAAGUUGUUGUUAUGAUGCCAGAAGUAGUGGAAGGAAAGAAAGUAAGACAAGUGGAAGCAAAAUAAGUAAAUGUUGAAUCAGGAAACUAGCAAAACGAGGAGAGAUAAAGAGAGAGAACAUAAACAUAAAAAGGAAAGAGGAAAAAUCUAAACAUGAUAUGCUGCAAAGAAGGAAGUGCAGACAGAACUGGAACAUUGCAAACGGAAAAGCAAAACAUACAGUGGCUUUUGAUACGAAUAAAAAAAUGACUAAAAAUAUAGUACAGAAUGUAGAGGAAGAGAUGAAAAAACAAAAAUUAAAAAAAAAACAGAGAAAAAGACAGAAUAAGCGACAAAUAUAUACAUACACUACGUAAUAUAUCAACAUACACCAUUGAGUUUUGUACAUGUGUUGUGUGCAUGUGUGCUAAAAAAGGGAAACAAUAUUUCCCGCUCGCUCGCGGAGAUAAGCAUGGAUAUGGUAAAUGGAAAAAAAUCUCGUAAAAAGAGUUAAAUCGGUUGAGGAGUUUAUGACACUACUGUUGACAAUGAUUUUGAAAAGAGAAUAAACGAAGUGAAUAAGUGAAGCAGGGAAAAUAACAUAAGAAAAUAAUACCAAGCAGACGCACAUGCACUAACAGCAAACCUACCAAUAAAGAAAUCA
Anopheles arabiensis is the source of this 5752-nucleotide messenger RNA. RefSeq lists its product as uncharacterized. The record is from RefSeq and is a predicted model, not a curated record. NCBI's taxonomy places the organism in Eukaryota, Metazoa, Arthropoda, Insecta, Diptera, Culicidae. Bases 646 to 1497 code for a protein of 283 amino acids. The transcript has 2 exons.